AUGGCAACCAGAAACGCCCUCCGCCGCUCCCUCCUCUACAUCCCCGGAUCCUCCCAGCGCUUCAUUGACAAAUCGCGCACGUUAUCAGCUGACUGCGUUGCCUAUGAUCUCGAAGACAGCGUCACUCCGCACAAGAAGGUCGAGGCUCGCGGGCUGGUGCGGAGGGCUCUCGAUCAACCGGCGCCGGAUGGAAUUCGUGAGCGGGCGGUUCGUAUCAAUUCAGUUGAUAGUGGGUUAGCAUUGGGGGAUUUGACUGAGGUGCUCCAAUCCCCCAACCUCUCCACCAUCGUCCUCCCCAAAGUCAACUCAGCCUCAGACCUCACCUUCGUCACGGAUGUCAUUUCGCAUAUCCUCUCGCAACAAGAACAACAAGAACACCAACAACACCAACAACGCCCAACAAUUUCCCUCCUCGCCCUUGUCGAAUCCGCCAAAUCUCUAACAAAUCUCACCCAGAUCUGCUCUGCCUCCCCGCUCCUCCAGGGUCUGAUCUUCGCCGCAGAGGAUUUCGCGCUCGAUCUCAGCCUGACUCGUACACCGGCGCUCACUGAAUUCCUCUUCGCGCGGUCGAUGAUCGCAACCGCUGCGCGCGCUGCGAACCUCCCCUCUACGAUUGAUUUGGUCUGCACUGCGUACAAAUCUACAACUGGUGAUGGACGGCCGCCUGCUGCAUUGGAGGAAGAAUGUCGCGGCGGGAAGCAUUUGGGAUUCAAUGGGAAGCAAUGUAUCCACCCAUCGCAGGUGGAGACCGUGGAGCGGAUCUUUGGACCUGAGGAUAGUGAGGUCGAGUGGGCUGUGCGUGUGAAGAUUGCGGAUGAGAAGGCUGCUGCUGCUGGUUGGGGUGCCUGGACGUUGGAUGGGAAGAUGAUUGAUGUCCCGGUGGCUGAGAAGGCAAGGGCAAUUGUGAAAAAGGCUGAGGUUUGUGGGUUUAAUGUCCAUGAGUUGCGUGAGAAAUGGCAGCACCAGGAGCCGGAGUAA
Molecule: messenger RNA, 978 nt
Organism: Aspergillus chevalieri
Lineage: Eukaryota; Fungi; Ascomycota; Eurotiomycetes; Eurotiales; Aspergillaceae
Product: HpcH/HpaI aldolase/citrate lyase family protein
Exons: 3
Coding region: 1-978 (325 amino acids)
Biological process (GO): oxaloacetate metabolic process
Molecular function (GO): catalytic activity; magnesium ion binding
Source: RefSeq, a predicted model, not a curated record